UAUCAUCGGGCUCAUGAGGAAUUAUAUUUAUUAGGAGUCAUCGAUGUCGGAAAGUACCUAACUAAUACGGAACAACAUCCAGUUUCAACAUUCAAAUGACACCCCACACAGAAGAGCAACAGCCGGUUGAACAAGUUCUUUUCUCCUAAAGUAACCGUGCUGCCAGAGAAAAGGGAUUUCUCCUAUCAAAUCAGAGCAAUGUCUCUGAAGAAACAUAAUUUAAUUUCUUAAUUACAUUAAAUCUUCACUCAUGGAUAUGUAAACCCCACCAUAAGGGAUGUCCUCAGGGAGAAGGGCUUUAUUUACCACAUCCAGGAAGUUUGUUACUAUAGGGUUUGUCAUUAACACAUGAUGUCUUGUUUAAAGAUGUCUCCAUCUUGUCUGGGUUGGUUUAUUGAUUUUGUUAAUGAUCCUGGGUGAAGGUGGGUAGAGUUGGAUGGUUACUCAGUUCAGUUUUAUGUUUUAACACUCACUUUUGUACACAAGAUGCUCUUUCUAACACUUGUUGGUGGAUUUGUUCAGAAUUAGUUGUCAUGAGAAGCCAUGGUUUUGCAUCAUUCCAACAUAUUUGGAAUUUUGGCUUGUUAGUGGCAGAAUACACUGUUAAACUUUGGUGUGGUUCAUGAUUCAUGUUUAAAUUUAAGUAAAAUUGGUAUCAGUCUAUGCCACCAGUUACCAGUUAGGACAGCCAGGGAAAUUCAUUUUCAAGUCAAGAAAAACAUGCAUUGUCUUGUGGUGAUUAGAAAGUUACCUGCGAGGUUUUAUGUUCUUGUCAUCUUUGUUCAUUUGGCCUUCAGAGUUCAGUGUUCUCCCUCGCACGUGUAGUCACUAGUGUGCAUUCAAGAUCCUGGGUGUGAUAAAUAAAGCCCUUCUCCCUGAGGGCAUCCCUGUUUUCCUCUUUAUAAUGGAAAUCUUACAAAAUAGUCCUUUCCUAAGAGGUCUGUGUCGUACCAGUGCACCAGCAGACCUACAAUAUGAUAAUACAAGUGAACUGUUUCGCAUUUCGACCUUCGCAAAGUUUCCCUCCUCAGCACCGGUGACCGAGAGAAGCCUUGCCCGUGCUGGUUUUUUUUACACUGGCACAGGUGAUAGAGUCCAGUGUUUCCGAUGCAACAUCACCAUUGACAACUGGCAGUCAGGAGAAUGUCCAGCCGAGAGGCACAAGCAAAUGUCCCCCAACUGCACUUUCAUUCAGAGCUUGCCUUCUACUGCCAAUCUCUUGUCAUCCUCUCAUUCAGCCUUUUCACCUCUUCGCAAUGCUACUAUCCUGCAACUAAAUAUUCCUGCAGCCACUUCAGCUUCAGGCCCAACAGAUGAGCAAGCUGGAUAUCUGAACAUGAGCAACCUUGCCCCCUCCAGCCCACUGUCAACUCGUGGUGUGGAAGACAUGUCCCAUCUGAGGCCACCUGCUUGCCACAAUCCCAGUAUGCGACGAGAACAGGAUCGCUUGGACACCUUUCAAAACUGGACACUUGCCACGAUCACCCCUGCCGAGCUUGCUAAGGCUGGUUUCUAUUAUCUCAGCCAAGGAGACAGAGUGGCUUGCUUCAGCUGUGGUGGGCACCUGAGUAACUGGGAGCCUGGAGAUAGGGCUUUAUCUGAGCACCAGAGGCAUUACCCAAACUGCCGCUUUGUGAGAGGUGACCGAGCUGAUAACAUCCCAAUAGCUGGUGGUUUGGCCAAUGUCUCCAACCCAGCAAUGCAGCAGUGUGAAGAAAGGCUGCUUACAUUUAUUAACUGGCCUUCAAGAAUACCUGUCCGCCCAGACCAGCUGGCCAAGGCUGGUUUUUACUAUGUUGGUCGUAAUGACGAUGUCAAGUGCUUCUGUUGUGAUGGAGGACUCAGAUGUUGGGAAUCAGGAGAUGAUCCUUGGGUUGAACAUGCUAAAUGGUUUCCCAGGUGUGAGUAUCUUUUGCAAGAAAAGGGGCAAGAGUUUGUUCAUCAGAUCCAAGCUAGGUUUCCAAGAUUGUUUGAACAGCUGUUGAACAAUGGAGACUCAAGAGAAUUUGUUGAUCCACCAGUUGUACAUUUGGGUCCUGGAGAAGAGCGCUCAGAAGAUGCUGUAAUGAUGAACACACCUGUGGUGAAAGCAGCGCUAGAAAUGGGAUUUGAGCGCAGUUUAGUGAAGCAGACGGUCCAGAGCAAAAUUCUCACUAGCGGAGAAAACUAUAAAACUGUCCAGGAACUGGUGUCUGAUCUGUUGAGUGCUGAAGACGAAAAAAGAGAAGAGGAACGAGAAAUGUUUGCAGAGGCAAUGGCGUCAGAUGGAUUUACAUUUUUGAAGAAGCACCAUGCUGCCUUGACACAGCGUUUGAAAAGUGUCCAGAGCUUAAUGGAUCAUCUGUUGGAGGAGAAUGUCAUUUCACAGAAGGAGUAUGACACCAUACGCAACUGCACUUCAGUCAAGCAGCAGACCGGUCAACUCAUCGACCUGGUCUUGUCAAAGGGGAAUGCAGCAGCAGAGGUGUUCCGCAACUGGAUCAAAAAGAAUGAUGUGUACCUCUUGAGAGAGCUAAUGGCCCAGACAAAUGAAGCUGUAUCACCGAGUCAAGAUCUUUCAGACUUGCCAAUGGAGGAACAGCUCCGGAGACUUCAAGAAGAACGCACAUGUAAAGUAUGCAUGGAUAAAGAGGUCAACAUUGUCUUUAUACCAUGUGGGCACCUGGUGGUGUGUAAAGAGUGUGCUCCUUCAUUACGCAAGUGCCCCAUAUGUAGAGGCUUGGUAAAAGGCACUGUACGUACCUUCCUUUCUUAACUGUACCAAGUGCUUUAGAUACAUACUGUCCGAACUGUAAUUGCAUAAUAAUAAAUAGUGUUCAGACAGGGUGUGAUUGGCAGAUUUAUUAAAGUCAUUUGAAAGUUG
Molecule: messenger RNA, 2863 nt
Organism: Tachysurus fulvidraco (yellow catfish)
Lineage: Eukaryota; Metazoa; Chordata; Actinopteri; Siluriformes; Bagridae
Gene: birc2
Product: baculoviral IAP repeat containing 2
Exons: 9
Coding region: 905-2755 (616 amino acids)
Biological process (GO): regulation of apoptotic process
Source: RefSeq, a predicted model, not a curated record